AUGUCAAAGAAUUCACGUUCAUCUUCUUCAGCUGCUAAUUCAUCUCAACAAAAUUUACAUAGUCGUCUUAUGAGAACUCCUGUUUCAGAUAUCUCUAACAGAUCUUCUCUUUUAGAUAUCACAAAUGUUACUUCACCGAAUGAAAGGCGUAAGCUUCGAAAAUUAAUACUUGAUAAUAAGAAAUCAAAGAAUGCAUCGACAUCAUCAACAAAUGUUCGUAACAUCUUUUCUGACAAUGCAAAUUUGGUCGAAUGUGCUGAUACUACGGAUCAACAUAUGUACUCCAUUGCGUGUCGAGCAGUUAGAAAUGCUAUUGGUUCUUUAAUUUCAACUACACCAGGUACACCUCUAGAUAGCAACCGUCGAUAUUCCGUUACUUCUAGCAUUAUUAGCAGUAACAAUCAGCCGAUAUUGGGUAGUAACUCUACGCUUACACGGCUGUCUUCUGGUAAACGUAACCUCGAGCGCAAGAAGCGUGAUAAUACUUCUGUACCUAUGCUCUCUUUGGAUUCAGAUCAAGACAAUGUGUUCUUGUGCACUGAUGAAGAUCCUUAUAAAGGGAUAUCUAAAGGGAUUAACCUAUUUUAUUGUUUUAGGACAUUUGUUGUGUUACACCUCAAAAGAACCAAACCUUCAUCGCCUGGUGAUAAAGAACUUGAUGAUGAAAUGAUAGAAUAUUUGAGGGCUUUAUUAGAUUCACAAAAUAUGUUGGUUAAGACAUAUAGGAUGGUCAGAAACCAUUUUCACCAAUCUCCAGAUGCCAACCUUAGUCUGCGACUAAUUUAUAGAAGAGAAAAAGACGGCAGGACAUAUAACCUACCCACCACAUCUGAAGUUGCUGCUUUGGUUGUCGGAGACAUAGAUAAAGCUAUAGACCAUCGUCAUAUUGUUGUCGAGACUCAGUCGGGAAUGCUGCAGCAAAUUAGCGAAUUACACCCAUCGUAUCUUGCUCUGCAAUAUCCGUUACUUUUCCCAUAUGGUGAUGAUGGUUAUAGAGUUGAUAUUCCUCAUAGAGAUUUUAUGUCUACACAAAAGAAAAUAAAACCAAAGUGCACAAUGAGAGAAUUUUUUUCAUAUAGGAUCCAAGAUAGAACUUAUGGCUUUUCCUUAAUUUUAAAUGGGCGAAGGUUGUUACAACAGUUUUUGGUUGAUGCGUACACAAUGAUUGAGAGCGAAAGACUAAUGUACAUCCGUAGGCAACAAGCGAACCUUCGCUCUGAAACAUUUGAAAAUCUUCAAAAGUAUAAAUCUAAAGGUAAGGAAGUUUUAAUAGAUACUGGAAAGCCUGUUAUACUUCCUUCUUCAUUUACUGGUGGUGCAAGAUUCAUGCAACAAAAUUACCUUGAUGCAAUAGCCUUAUGUAAGUGGUAUGGGUAUCCUGAUUUCUUCAUAACUAUAACGUGUAAUUCUAAGUGGCCUGAAGUAAAAAGAUUUCUAAAAGAUUCAACCAUCAAAGCCGAAGACAGGCCUGACAUAUUGUGUCGAUUGUUUAAAAUGAAGCUUGACUCCUUACUCAAAGAUUUGAAGGAUUCUAAGUAUUUUGGUGAGAUUAACGCUGUUGUUUAUACAGUAGAAUUUCAAAAGUGUGCUCUUCCUCAUGCACAUAUAUGCUUAUUCAUGAAGGUCGAUCACAAACUUCCAACCAUAGAUCACAUAGAUCCAUUUAUUUCUGCUGAGAUUCCUGAUAAAAAAGAAGAUCCUGAACUUUAUUCUCUUGUGACUGAUUAUAUGAUUCAUGGUCCAAGAAGAGAUUCAGGUCAUACAGUUAUAAAAUCUGGUGUUAGAUUAGACAACAGAAAUGUUGUUCCUUAUAAGAAAAGGCUUUUGAAAAGAUAUCAAGCACACAUUAAUGUUGAAUGGUGUAAUCAAGUCGGUUCGGUGAAAUAUUUGUUCAAGUACAUUAACAAAGGUCCUGAUAUGGCUACUGCGGUAGUUUCUGGUGAUACGAGUUCAACCAUCAAAGAAAAGCCAAAAGACGAUAUCAAGGAGUAUUAUGAUUGUAGAUAUAUUUCAGCUUGUGAGGCAUCCUGGAGAAUAUUCUCUAAUGAGGUUCAUUAUAGGUAUCCUGCUGUUAUGAGGCCUCCCUUUCAUUUGCCCGGCCAACAGAAUGUUGUGUAUGGUGCGGAUGACGAUAUUGAUAAUGUUUUAAGCAAGCCUUUUGUUGCUUCUUCAAUAUUUGUGCAAUGGAUGAAGUUGAAUGAGACAAAUGAAGAUGCUAGAAAGCUGACUUAUGUUGCGUUUCCUUCCAAAUUUGUUUGGAUACUUAAAGAUAGAUGUUGGCAGAUACGUACGAUGUACCAGUGUGUUGGCCGGAUUCAUUCCGUAUCUCCUGCAUUGGGCGAACCUUAUUUUUUGAGGAUGCUACUCAAUAAAGUUAAGGGGCCUAGAUCAUUUGAGGAGAUACAUACAGUUAACGGUUAA
Helianthus annuus (common sunflower) is the source of this 2421-nucleotide messenger RNA. RefSeq lists its product as uncharacterized. The transcript is spliced from 7 exons. NCBI's taxonomy places the organism in Eukaryota, Viridiplantae, Streptophyta, Magnoliopsida, Asterales, Asteraceae. Bases 1 to 2421 code for a protein of 806 amino acids. The record is from RefSeq and is a predicted model, not a curated record.